Molecule: messenger RNA, 1427 nt
Organism: Blepharisma stoltei
Lineage: Eukaryota; Ciliophora; Heterotrichea; Heterotrichida; Blepharismidae
Source: the annotation of a GenBank genome assembly
AUGAUUACUCUUGUAAUCAUCUGUUUUAUGACGCUAUAUCCUUGCAGCCUAGGCUACUCAGUAGAAGAUGAAUUUCUAAAGACUUUUAAGGGCUGUCCAGUCCUUGAUGUCGAGGAUCAUAUUUCUCUCGUGAAGAAGCCAGCCCCGCCAAGUGAAGCUUAUAUUAAGCUGCUCUUUGACAUUGACUAUAUUUAUACAUUGCUGCCACCUCAUAUUUGUGAAGAAGAAAAAGCUAGAUUUCAAAGAAUGAGCCCAGAUGACAAAGGAAAAACUCAUCUCUUCUUCCCAUCAGCUCUUUGACUCCCAGAAAAGAAGCUUUAUCUUGCAGCUGCCAGAGUCUCUAUUCUUGAUUCAUAUAGCUACGUUUAUAUCACUUUCUUUGACGAAAAUUGAAAUGAAGUACGAGAAAUUGAUUUCAUAGGAAAGACCAAAGUCCCUAGCAUCCUUACCUUACUUCUUCUAAAAAAAAUAAGGCUAUUUUACUCGGGACCAAUAAUUUUUUAAUUAUUUAUCAGAUAAAAAACGCUGAUUAGAUCAUUUAAUUUAUGUCCUGUCAAAAUAGAGUAUUUAAUCAUAUCUUAUAGUUUUUAAAGAUAAGAGAAUUAGGAGAAAUGAAGCGAGCCCUGUGGUGAGGACCAGAAGAUCCACGCAUCUUUCGAGCUCUGUCGAACGAAAUUUUCUUUAUUGCGACUUUGAUGGAAGGUGCACCAAAUUUCAACAGACAAAUAAAUCUGUAUCGGUUUUCAACUGCAACUCAUAGGAAGCUUGAGCUAGAAGAACACGUUGGGAAGGUAUGGCGUGUUGAAAAGAACUGAAGCCCACUUACAAUUGACGACAAGCAUCUGUAUUUCCUAUACAAGUACGAGGGCACACAAGUAAUUGAUUGCACCGAAGAACGACUGCCAUGCAAAAGAAUAUUUGGCUCCGAAAAAGAAUUAAGCCGGAUUCAUGGUUCGAGUCCUUAUGUUAGAUUUUUAAACACAAAUUAUUUUGUCUCAUUCGCCUGGACAAAUAUUGAAUUUAAAAAGCCUCACCAUCGCCCAGCAUUGUCUAUUAUAGAAGUGAUAGAUGAAGGACGAGAAUUCAAAUUGAUCUAUACCAGUGAGCCUCUUCAUUUUGCAUCUACAGCGCUUUCAGACCCUAAAUGGGUUAAAACAAAACUAUCAAAUAACGAUUUACGGAGGGUUUUGAUGGUCACAAGUAUAGCGAGAUGAGACUUUGAAAGUGGCGUUGCUGAUAUAACUCUGAGUAUUGAUGACGAUUUGGCUGUCGCUGCAAAAAUAACUGGGAUGACUGAUUUUGUGCAAUAUGUUAUCAAUGUUUAUGAUUAUGGGAGACUGCCUGAUGAAAACAAAUGCGCUCAGAAAUUUGCUGAAGAUUAUUUCAACAAUUUGCCCGAAGGAUUAUUUGUUGAUAUUGAUUAUUAA